AUGAUGCUUGCAUUAAAGAAUGAUUGUCCUCAUCGUACGACUAUAUUCAGGUGGUACAAGGAAUUCCAAAGGGGCAAUUUCACUCUUGAGGACGCUGAGAGGGAAGGAAGGCCUCAAACAUCAGUAACAGAGGAAAACAUUACUGCUAUCCUCUGGACGACGUACGCCUCCUGCUUGGCCUUUUCCACUAUCAACUCCUGGUUGGUGGCCGCCGUGGCCGUAGUAGUCGGCGCCGUCGUGCUACCAGGAGUUGGUGACGCCGAUGGCGACGCAAUCAACUGGGACUUCGCCUUAGCCACAGCGGACGCUUUCAAGGAGUCCGUCGAGGCGGUAGAGUGGGUGGAUACCAUCGACGUGCUAACAGAAUCAGUACUGGCUGGUAAGGAGCUAGCAGUAAAGCAGUUGGUCCUUGGAAAAAAAGUAUGCACUCUUGCAGGUGGGAACCUAGGAGGGCAAUGUGAUCACAACUAUCAGGCUGGCUAUCAUGCGGUAUGCGUCUGGCGCGGACCCAUAUAUUAG
This is a messenger RNA of Acanthoscelides obtectus, 519 nucleotides long. NCBI's taxonomy places the organism in Eukaryota, Metazoa, Arthropoda, Insecta, Coleoptera, Chrysomelidae. The record is from the annotation of a GenBank genome assembly.